AUGGGGAGGAGCAGCCGCGCCUGCUCCCUUCUUGGUUCCGCCCAGCUGCUCCUGCUGCUGCUCUCGCUCGCGCUCGGCUCCGCCGCCGCCCAGAAGGGUUCCACCUGGAAGACCCUGAGCGGCAAGGCUCCAGUAAUCGUUGCUAAGGGCGGGUUCUCCGGUCUAUUUCCUGAUUCCAGUUAUGAUGCUUAUCAGAUUCUUGGGACUCUUAGCUCCCCUGACACAGCCAUUUGGUGUGAUGUUCGGUUGACAAAGGAUGGCGGUGGUAUCUGCCUACCGAGCAUAGACAUGGAUAAUUGCACAGUGAUAGCCUAUGUUUUUCCUCAAGGGAAGAAGACCUACAAUGUUAAUGGUGUAUCUACGGUGGGAUGGUUCUCCGUGGACUACACAAGCACUGAUCUGCUAAAUGUAUCUCUGAAGCAAUCGGUCCUAUCUCGUACUGGUGCAUAUGAUGGUAUCUUUUCAAUAACUCCUGUUGAAAUUGUUUACACCCAAUUUAAUCCCGCUGCUGUUUGGUUAAAUGUCCAGCAAGACAGUUUCUACAGCCAGUUUAAGCUUAGCAUGAGAAGCUAUAUCCUGUCUUUAUCGAAAAAAUUUGUUGUCGAUUACAUUUCAUCGCCUGAAGUGAACUUCCUCACCAGUAUAUCUGGAAGAGUUAGCAAGAAGACGAAGCUUGUGUUCCGCUUUCUUGACGAACGCUCUAUUGAGCCAUCGACAAAUCAGACUUAUGGCUCAAUGUUGAAAAAUCUAACGUUUGUCAAGACUUUUGCCUCUGGAAUACUUGUUCCCAAAAGCUAUAUCUGGCCUGUUACACCAGAUAAUUACCUGCUGCCUUAUACUUCAGUUGUUGAUGAUGCUCACAAAGCGGGGCUAGAAAUCUAUGCUGCUGAUUUUGCAAAUGACUUUACUAUCAGCUAUAACUACAGCUUUGAUCCAUUAGCGGAAUAUCUUUCCUUCAUUGAUAACGGUGCCUUCUCUGUUGAUGGUGUAUUGAGUGAUUUUCCGAUUACUCCUUCAGAGGCAGUUGGUUGCUUUAGUAACCUGAACACCAGCAAGAUUGAUCAUGCUAAACCUCUAGUUAUCUCUCAUAAUGGUGCUAGCGGUGACUACCCAGACUGCACUGACCAAGCUUAUGAAAAGGCAGUUGCCGAUGGUGCAGAUGUCAUUGACUGUCCUGUUCAAGUGACCAAAGAUGGCAUACUGAUAUGCAUGAGUUCCGUUGACCUAAUGGGCGUUACUACUGUUGCAAAAUCACAAUUUGCUUCGCAAGUAACUACCAUCAACGAUCUGAAGGCUGGGCCUGGCGUCUUCACCUUCAACCUUACUUGGGAUGAUAUUUCUAAGAACCUAAAGCCCAUGAUAUCGAACCCAGCGAUCAACUUUGGCCAGUACAGAAAUCCCAGAAACAAGAAUGCAGGAAAUUUCAUGAGAUUAUCAGACUUUUUGACCUUUGCAAAGGGAAAGGAUUUGUCAGGAAUCAUGAUAACUGUUGAGCAUGCUGCCUUCAUGGCAGAGGAGCUUGGAUUUGGUGUGGUAGAUGCAGUGAUCAAAGCCCUUGAUGACUCUGGUUAUAACAAGCAGACUGCCCAGAAUGUUAUGAUUCAGUCAACCAACAGCUCAGUUCUAGUGAAGUUCAAGCAGGAAACCAAGUAUAACCUUGUCUACAUGAUUGAAGAAAAUGUCAGAGAUGCUGCACCUUCCUCCCUUGCAGAUAUUAAGAAGUUUGCUAAUGCUGUUUCUGUUAGCACCACAUCUGUUUUCCCGGAAACCCAUUAUUAUUUGACAAACCAGACCAAUAAUCUUGUUCCGACCCUUCAGUCUGCUGGCCUCCAAGUUUACGUUUACGUGCUCAUGAAUGAGUUUGGUUCUCAACCAAAUGACUUCUUCGCAGACGCUACUGCACAGAUUAAUGCUUAUGUGCAAGGUGCUAAUGUGGAUGGGGUCAUCACUGAUUUCCCUGGGACUGCUCACAGAUACAAAUUGAACUCCUGCAUGAGCAUGGGAAAGAACGCACCACUCUUUAUGUCGCCUCCGAAACCUGGUGACCUCCUUUCAACCAUGCCCGGAAAUGCACAGCCACCAGCAGCAGCCCCAAUGCCGCUCUUGACGGAUGCUGACGUUGCAGAACCAGCCCUACCUCCAGUCAGUAACACCACCACGCCUGCAUCGCCUUCGCAUGCCGCCCUCAGAAUGCGGACCGAUGUCUCGAUCCUCAUCACAUUGCUGAUGCUAUGUGCUUCCCUCCUCAUCUGA
This is a messenger RNA of Miscanthus lutarioriparius, 2253 nucleotides long. Lineage: Eukaryota; Viridiplantae; Streptophyta; Magnoliopsida; Poales; Poaceae. The record is from the annotation of a GenBank genome assembly.